ACAAACAUUUGUGAAAGAAUGGGUCGCUCUCAGAAGCUCAGUGAAUUCAAGCAUGGUAUCAUGAUAGGUUGCCACCUGUGCAAUAAGUCCAUCCGUGAAAUUUCCUUGCUACUAAAUAUUCCACGGUCAACUGUUUGUGGUAUUAUAAGAAAGUGGAAGCAACUGGGAACAACAGCAACUCAGCCAUGAAGUGGUAGGCCACGUAACCUUAAAGAGCAGGGUCAGUGCAUGCUGAAGCACACAGUGCGCAGAAGUCGCCAACUGUCUGCAGAGUCACUUGGCCCCUUAGUUGAAGGGAAGUCUUAAGGCGUCAGCAUACUAAGACAUUUUGGACAACUUUAUG
This is a messenger RNA of Staurois parvus, 343 nucleotides long. The record is from the annotation of a GenBank genome assembly. Lineage: Eukaryota; Metazoa; Chordata; Amphibia; Anura; Ranidae.